ACAUGCUCCAUCUGCUACUGCAGAAAGUAGGUUAGCAGAGCUGGAGCAGUCCGAGAGAGAGGGAGAGGGAGGCAGGUACCCAGAGUGACUGAGGAGGAAGAGCCAGUCACUUGCCCAGAAUUAGUGGAGCAAAACAAUAAGACCGGGGAGGAAGGCUCCAACCCUGGAUAUUUAAUUUAUCAAAGGAAUUGCUGCUAUUCCAGCUGCCUGCGCUGCAAGUUUUCAUGAUAUUCCCAACACAGUCCUAAUACCAGCAAGCCAAGAUGCGAGCCCAAAUCGAAGUGAUCCCAUGUAAGAUCUGUGGAGACAAGUCUUCAGGGAUUCACUAUGGAGUCAUUACGUGUGAAGGCUGCAAGGGCUUCUUCAGGAGAAGCCAACAGAAUAACGCCAGCUACUCCUGCUCACGCCAGAGGAACUGCCUGAUUGACAGGACCAACCGGAACCGGUGCCAGCACUGCCGCCUGCAGAAGUGCCUGGCCCUGGGCAUGUCGCGUGAUGCGGUGAAAUUUGGGCGCAUGUCCAAGAAGCAGCGGGACAGCCUGUAUGCCGAGGUACAGAAGCACCAGCAGAGUCAGGAGCAGAAUGGCAUCACCAAGGACGACUCGGAAGGCCUGACCCGCGUCUACACAACCAGUGUGAGCAGUGGGCUCUCCGACCUGGAUGACAUCUCCACCCUGUCGGACGGGCUCCUCUUUGACUUCCCGCUCACCCCCGAAGGGGGAAGCACCUACUACAACCUUGACCUCCUGACCUCCGCUCAGCCCUCGCCAGACCAGUCCAGCAUGGACAUCAGUGAUGCCAAGCUCAUCAAGCAGGAGCCCAUCUACGAGCUGAUGCUUGAACCAAGCCUCUUCACACACAGCACCUUGGAAGGCAGCCAGCUCACCUCGGAUAUUUCAGUGAUUGAGAUUGACCGAAUUGCACAGAACGUGGUCAAAUCCCACCUGGAGACCUGCCAGUACACAGCCGAGGAGCUCAAGAAACUAGCAUGGACAUUGUACACCCAAGAUGAGCUCCGGAACCUGCAGAACAAGAGCUGUGAGGCCAUGUGGCAGCAGUGCUCCCUGCAGAUCUCCAAUGCCAUCCAGUACGUGGUGGAGUUUGCCAAGCGCAUUGACGGCUUCAUGGAGCUCUGCCAGAAUGACCAGAUCAUCCUCCUGAAAGCAGGUUGCCUGGAAGUGCUUCUGAUCCGAAUGAUACGGGCAUUCAACCCCUUGAACAACACGGUGCUCUUUGAAGGGAAGCAUGGUGGAGUGCAGAUGUUCAAAUCACUUGGCUGUGAUGACCUCAUCAAUGCCAUCUUUGAGCUUGGAAGGAACCUGUGCCGGCUACAGCUGUCAGAGGAAGAGAUUGCCCUAUUUACUGCUGCUGUCCUGCUCUCACCAGAUCGCCCAUGGCUUACGGAGUCCAAGAAGGUGCAGAAGCUCCAGGACAGGAUCUACUUAGCUCUGCAGCAUGAGAUCCGGAAGAAGCACUCCAGCGAGGACAAGCUUUCCAAGAUGGUUUCCAAGCUGCCCUUGAUGAAAACCAUUUGUAACCUGCACUUGGACAAGUUGGAAUUUUUCCGGCUCCUGCAUCCGGAGACUGCUCUGAAUUUCCCCCCUCUGUACAAGGAGGUCUUCAACUCGGAGCUCCAAUACAGUGACCCACGAGAGAGCUAAGGCCAAACUACCUGCUAGUUCCCAAAGCCUGGAGGCAAACAGAAACUUCCAGGGUUGAGGAGAUUUAUUUAAAUCAAAGAAUCAAGCCCAAAAGACCCUUUGGGGCUGGGUUAUCUCCCCUCAGCCCCACCUCCUUGCUGUGGAUUGCAAUAGCUCUUGAAUGUAAUGCACCUUGAAGGAAAAGCAAACUGACUUUGCCAUGCCGGUGAAAUGAAUGUGAAAUCUCCGCUCAGUAGAGGAGACUGUCCUGUAAGUAGUAUGGUACCAACACCUCCCCCAGUGCACGGAUUUCAGUGGAGCAUGCCCACGCACACACAUCCACAAGACACAGCGAAGGGACCUACCCACCGGCACUCGUCUGAGGAUCAGAAUUUGUUCCCACCUUGUUUUAUGUUUGUUUUUAAAUUAAACAAAACCCGGAGUGAUGGAAUGAAAAAAGGGGCAAUACAGACUUGUUCAGAGAGGAGGCAAGCAAAAGAGUUAGGAUCCUUCCAGCUUUCGGACCUUAACUGGACCAGAGCAGAGGUAAAAAGUCAGUGUUUUACUCCUACAUUACACUGGGGUUAAUUACAGCACAAGGUACAGGGCAACAAAGAACCAGGCCCAUAGUGACCAGGCUACCCUGCAAAAAAUGGGGAGGCAGAAAUUGAAUAUGGCAUCUUCGUAAGGAAAAGAAAGCUGCUAGUGUAAGAGUCCCAAGGCUUCCAGUGAGGCAGGUCGAAUGAGCUCCAGUCAGGGUUAGACUGCAUCUCCAGCUUUUUGCAGCUAGGCAGUCAGCUAAGUCUGUCACCCCUCUGAAGUCCAUGCGAUCGACUAAACAAGUGUUUCAGGAAUACUACCUGCCUUGUGUGGACAUUAAGUCUGGUGCACUUUCCCUAAAAGAACAAAUUUGCUCUCAUACCCAUGGCCAAAUCUCAGCCUCCAGCAAAAGUGUAGUGCUGCUGUGCACUGCCCUGCACCCCAGAGGCAGCUGCUUUUUAGAGGUGCUGUGUGCAUAGUAUCACUGCUUGGGGGUAAAAGCCACUGAAACCAGCAGUAUGGUUGCAAUCAGUAGUUAGUUUGGACCAUGGAUGUCAUUUUUUCAUAGAAGCCUCUGCUAAAGCUGUCCCAUGAAACCCAGUGUCUCAGACGAACCUUCUUUUCCCAGAGAAUUACUUGCUAAGUGAAGAACUCCCUCCCCCCAUAUACAAAGGGUGGUGAGCCUGUUACAGCCUCAGCCUUCAGGGUCAGGCCACUCUCAUGUUCAUACAGGUAGAGGUCCCAAAUUCGGUCCCCAUGGUUGAUGACUCAUUCAGGGAUGCAGCAUUACUGAGUGGGCAACGGGGGCUAUAAGGGGGUGCUCUGCUGCAGUGCAUCAAAGGCAUCCCUGUGGGCCUGAUCCUGACUGGUGCUCCACUUCCACUGACAGCCAGCACCUUGAAGCACAAUAUAAGAGAGGUGAAUUCCCCAUGCUCAGUGCAAAGCAAGCUGCAAAGAAUGCUGCCUGUCAACUCUCCAGCAGUGUCAGGAGAAACCAGAGACCAUCCUCUCUUUUGCCUCUUCAGUUCCUGGAGGGUGAAGAGCAACCUUUUUUGGUUGCUUUUUGCUCCUUUUUUUUUUGUUUUUUUAUGGUUCACUCUUAGUUUAGCAGAACUCAAGGGAACCUUUAUCAACAGCAAAAUUACUGUGUGUUGACAGAGACAAAGGUAAUUAUUCCUCCUCCCCCCGCCAUCUCCAGUCUCCCCAAAGGCUGUUUUGUAGGGGAUCUACUACUAAUGAUGUCUCAGAGAAAAAAGACCAGGAUCUAUUUCCUUUGAGAACACCAGGGUGCAGGGACACCAUCUCUUCUGCUCUGUGUGACCACCCAUCGCUUAGUUAUGCUGCUGGCAAUCUAUUUUCUACACCCUGCCUCCCAUUGCCAAACCUUUUAGGGAGGGGGAAAGUGUUAGAAAGACAACAGUAACUUCUACCAACUAAGGGCCAAUUUCCAGAGUCUCCUCCCCCCCCCAAUUUAUUCAUUCCUUAUAAAGACAAGGCCCUUUUCUAGUAGCCUAGGCCAUCAACAGGGUUUGAACAAAAGUCCUGCAAAUCCAUAGUGCAGACCUCUUCUACUUCAGCUAAAUGAACAUCUCCAGGGCAGGUUUUUGUCUUCUUUGUCAAUGUUUCCUUACUUUUGCUGGCCCAUGGACAGCCAAUCUCGAGGGAACAUCAGGCUUUGCUCUCCAUGUUGACCUUAGCACUAGAAUAUUAGUCCUGGGGCUGGAAGCAGUGGCAGAGGGCCGAGUGGUCAGCAUGCUGCCUGAGCUGCAGGUUGGAUACCGCUGCUGUAAGCAAAGCAGCCUGCAGAAGGUGAACACAACUCUCACUUAUUCGGUCAGAGCUCUCUGAGGUGGGAAUCCUAUGACUCUACCUGAGUAAAGGCAGAAUAUAACCUGAACAAGAAGCUGGGGCUUGGAUCUUUCCUGAAAGCUACGGUACACAAGAUGCUGCCGCAGGCUAUUUCUUUUUGUUCCCUGCCUUCCUGACCUUCGCAGGGGAGAUCAGAGUUCUCUGGCCUAACUUAUAUUCAUGACACUUAAACACCCAUUGCCUGAAUUUGCUCAAAUUGCAGAAGGCUGCUGGCUGACAGCAAUGUUGAGUGCCAUAUACCAGGGGUAGGCAACCUUUUCUGGCUGUGGGCCAGAAUGACCCACCGCGAAGUGGAGGCAGGCAGGGGUG
This is a messenger RNA of Gavialis gangeticus (Gharial), 4358 nucleotides long. Its product is annotated as nuclear receptor ROR-beta-like. The coding region runs from base 264 to 1661 and encodes 465 amino acids. Gene Ontology annotation, molecular function: zinc ion binding; nuclear receptor activity; RNA polymerase II cis-regulatory region sequence-specific DNA binding. The record is from RefSeq and is a predicted model, not a curated record. Lineage: Eukaryota; Metazoa; Chordata; Crocodylia; Gavialidae. Gene Ontology annotation, biological process: regulation of transcription by RNA polymerase II. Gene Ontology annotation, cellular component: nucleus. The transcript is spliced from 10 exons.